This is a messenger RNA of Centruroides sculpturatus (bark scorpion), 537 nucleotides long. RefSeq names its product 60S acidic ribosomal protein P1-like. Gene Ontology annotation, biological process: cytoplasmic translation; translational elongation. Bases 124 to 462 code for a protein of 112 amino acids. Gene Ontology annotation, molecular function: structural constituent of ribosome; protein kinase activator activity; ribonucleoprotein complex binding. The transcript is spliced from 6 exons. Gene Ontology annotation, cellular component: ribosome; cytosolic large ribosomal subunit. The record is from RefSeq and is a predicted model, not a curated record. Lineage: Eukaryota; Metazoa; Arthropoda; Arachnida; Scorpiones; Buthidae.
UACCGGUAAAAAAGUAAAGCAUUUGGCAUUUCACCGAACCUCGUGGAAGUGCAUUGUUCUCCGGAGUGGAGCUAAGGCUGCGAGGCGACUUGCACUAGAUUUUAUUGGAAAAAAUAAACAAACAUGUCUUUAGGUGAAUUAUCGUGUGUUUACAGUACUCUAAUAUUGCAAGACGACAAUGUUGACGUUACAGCUGAUAAAAUCAAGACACUUCUGAAAGCAGCCAACAUUACUGUGGAAUCCUACUGGCCAACAUUGUUUGUGAAGGCACUAGAAGAUGUUAAUCUGUCACAGCUCAUUGCAAAUGUUGGAUCUGGAGUGGGAUCUGCUGCUCCUGGACCAGCAGGUGGAGCGCCUGCUGCAGAUAAAGAAGCUCAGGCAGCCAAAGAAGAAGUGAAAGAAGAAAAGAAAGAAGAGUCAGAAGAAUCUGACGAUGAUAUGGGAUUUGGAUUGUUUGAUUAAAAACAAGGUAUCAUUCCUGAGUUCAUUUCUGGAGUAUUUUACAAAAUAAAACUUCUGUAAAGUAAACUUGUUUAA